Messenger RNA from Dibothriocephalus latus, 195 nucleotides. The record is from the annotation of a GenBank genome assembly. NCBI's taxonomy places the organism in Eukaryota, Metazoa, Platyhelminthes, Cestoda, Diphyllobothriidea, Diphyllobothriidae.
GUUCUGUUCGGCCGGCGAAGAUCUGAAAUGGCUCUGUCUGACAGUAUCUUCCCACAGGAGCUGAAACAGUUGAAUGAGAGCUCUACUAAAGAGAGUAUGUGCUCUGUUGUCAAUGGUGCCGACACGCCAGCAAUCGCUCAACCCACGAAAGGACCGGUGGACUCAACUCAGGAGCCGAGUCGUCCGGAUGCCUGA